UAUUAUUGUGAUAGAUAAUCUCAAACUUAACCUAUUUGGCCGUCGGCCAACGCCUUGGUUUGAAAACUCUUUUCCUAAACGCAUAAUUUGGGUUUUGUUUUUAUCAUUGAGACUGUGCGCGUCAAAUUUACUCGGUUACUUUAUAAAGCAUUGUUCACUAAUAAUGUAAUAAUCGGCCUUCGACAAUUCAAAGAACGCAUAAUUUGGGUUUUGUUUUUAUCGAUCUGGUUUCAAGAGUCGGGAGAGAUUGUGACUGUUUUGAUAAAAGAUUUGAGAGCUUGUAAUUGUUAGGGUUUUGGAAAAUGUCGAGUAAAAAGGAAGAGAAAUCCCAGGCUGCUGCUGACAGAAUUAAGGCUGCAGCCUUGAGUGCAGCCAAAGGUUUAAGUCGUGCUCAGGCAGAACGUGCUGCCACUGCAGCUGCACGAAAUGUUAAUGCAUACGGGCAGAAGGAAGAAGGGCCCAGCCGAUGGCAAGAGAAGAGGGAAGCAAAGAGGCAGAUGUACUUGAUGAGUACCGAAAAGGCGGUGAGAUUGGGUGAGAGAAAAGAUCUUAAGACUACAAUGUCUAGCAUUGGUGGUACAGCUUCACAGUGCCAGAAAUGCUUUCAAACUGGACAUUGGACAUACGAGUGCAAGAAUGAGCGUGUGUACAUGUCACGACCUUCACGGACCCAGCAGCUGAAGAAUCCUAAAUUGAAGAUGAAGGUGUCAAUCUCUUAUGAUUUAGAUAACCCAGAUGUUAAGGAUGAGGCUGCUGAAAAGAGUUCCAAGAAAAGUAAAAGGAAGCAUCGCUCUGACUCAGAGUCUGGUAGUGACAGUGAGGCUUCGGUGUUUGAGACUGAUAGCGGUUCGUCAUCUGUGACGGGUUCAGAUUAUUCGUCAGGGGAGAGUAGCUCUGACUACAGCUCAUCAACUGAUUCAGAGGAAGAGAGGAGACGCCGAAGAAAGAAGAAGAAGCAGAAGAAGGCUAGGCGUAGGAGGUACAGCUCAUCUUCUGAGUCAUCUGAAUCGGACUCUGUAUCAGAAUCUGAUUCAGAUGAUAGGCGCAGCCGAAGGAAGAGAAGGCACGGCAGGAAGCGCUAAAUGUGGGAAUCUAGCAGGAAGUACCUAGCUACUAUUUAUUUUGCUUUGUGUUGGAUUUGUGUUUUUAUAACUGGGAAUAUCUACCAGCUCCAUAUAACCAUAUGUGCAGUAUGUCGGUUGAUUAGCGGUGACUGUGGAGAUUAUAAGGUGGAGAUACUAAGUGAUGCUACAGAUUGAGGGCUCUAAAACAAGUUUAUUAGAUGUUUUCUUCUUUUACAUUUCUAUUCCAUUUUGCAUUGACUGUUGCAUUAUGAUGUAAUAAUAUGGAUUUUUCUGUAGCUUUUGAACAUUGAGCUUGUUUUGAAUGCAUUUUUAAACUUUAUAUUGUUUAAUAAAUUAUGGUAGCCAUAGUAAA
This is a messenger RNA of Pistacia vera, 1437 nucleotides long. Its product is annotated as zinc finger CCHC domain-containing protein 10. Bases 303 to 1082 code for a protein of 259 amino acids. Gene Ontology annotation, molecular function: nucleic acid binding; zinc ion binding. Lineage: Eukaryota; Viridiplantae; Streptophyta; Magnoliopsida; Sapindales; Anacardiaceae. The record is from RefSeq and is a predicted model, not a curated record. The transcript is spliced from 2 exons.